Messenger RNA from Phytomonas sp. EM1, 1890 nucleotides. Lineage: Eukaryota; Euglenozoa; Kinetoplastea; Trypanosomatida; Trypanosomatidae. The record is from the annotation of a GenBank genome assembly.
AUGCAAGGUCUUCCUGCCAAAACCGUUGAGCAGCGAGAAGUGCUACUUCAGAAACGAUCAGCCGCAUUCUGCGCUCGUGCGGCCUCGCUAGCUUUUCAAGCCACCGACUACAAUGUGGAAGGUUCCCAACAAGGCGGAAGUGUGGAGCCGCAUGACGUGGAUGCGCAGCCGACAGUGCUACUACUCACACAAAACAUUGGUGCUAUCAGGUGUUGUAGUGAGGCUCCGCCCGCCGAGGAGCAUUUUACGGGAAACGAAGAGUCUAGUGAAGAUGUCAAAGGGGUUACUGAUGCUUCAUCCACCGCAAUAGCGGGCGAAGCUUCGGGCGGCGCCACAGUGCCACUGGGGUCUGAGAAAACGGAAGCGUAUCCUAGCAACGAAGAGGAGACCUUGCCUGCGCCGAUUCAGGGCGGUGGGGAAGGGGUUGCCGUGCUCACGGAGCGCAGCAAGCAGUUAGUUUAUGAGUUUAUCGCCGAUUUGCGUUCGUGGAUUCACCGCGCGGCGUCCUUUGCAGAUGCGCGAAGGCGGCGGAUGAGGUCACGUCUACGCUCCCCAUCACAGCACGGUGACAGCCCUGCGGCCGGUGAUGUUGACGAAGCUGACGUGAGAAACCAAGAUGAGGUGGACUGGUGGACGACCGCAACGGAUCCCCCGAGCACCGCCGGGAUACAGCCGCCGCAAAUAGAUGUUAUUGUGAUUCAUUUCCAGGAAGUCGGCGGCGCGGACCGGGAGAGGGCGUUUAGCGACUUCUUCGCGACAGCUAUCUCGACGCGGUUACUGCCGGAGGCUGGAUGGACGAGUGGGUUGCUGAUGCAUCACAGCGAUCCCGAUGCGGAGGAGGAGAAGGGUUUGUUCACUGGGGUAGGAAGCAUUGUCUUUCUCUCGCCACGGAUGUGCCCGAUCACGAGUUUGCUGCUCAUCCCGCAUCGGAUUUAUAUUCCCGUCUUAGACGACCCCUGCUCCUACGGCGGGAGCAUCCUGCGUGUGUUUCACGGUGCGAGCUUCACGUCUUCGCCACGGUCGCGGAAGGGUUUUGUUUUUAUUUCCCUGCGGCUCGGCACGGUGGUGCUGAACCUCUGCAACGUGCACCUCUUCCACGACGCCGACAACACGAAGGCGGUGGCGAGCAGCCCAAGCCGCUACGCGCGGCGCCGCCUGCAGGCCUGCCUCGAGGCGAUCGCUGAGUGCCUGCCGAUGAGCGGCCGCGACGAGCCUUUCUUCGUCUUUGGCGACUUCAACACGCGGCUGGAUGGCUACCAGCUCACGCAGCAGCUUCAACACGCGUCGCCGCGAAUGGAGCUGCGGACGGGGCCGAGGGAGCUCCGCUGCCCGGACGGCUUUUGGGCGCGUUUCGCCCACCCCGACGCGCGCGCGCAGCUCCGGGCGCUCGACCGUGAGCCCUCGCGCCUGCUCGACGCCGUCGCUGAGAGCACCGGGGUGGAGCUCGCGGAGAUGCCUGUGAGUUUCGCACCGACGUACCUCCGCCUACCGACCACCCUCGUGGAUCGCGCCGCGAACGUGGACGCCCCCCACGGGAGCGCAGAAAAGAGCGGUGGGAGAGGGGAGGGAGAGGUAAAGGAGGAGGACCCUGCUGCCGCCGCCGCAGCGCUGAUAGCACCCCGUGCGCGCGCGAACUUUGCGCAUCAGCGCAUUCCCGCGUGGUGUGAUCGUAUUAUGUUCAAUCCAGCUGCGCUGGAGUUCGUAACCAGCCGCCUCCGCGGUGGCGGGUCUAAACCCCCUCAACAAAAUCGCACCUCGGAGGGGGAAAGUGACGCGUGCGAUUCCCCAAGCUGUGGUGACAGCAGGCCCAGGAGUGCUGAUGUGGCGUAUUUGUACGACGCCGUAUCACUACUGCAUACCGAUCACGACGGUGUUUUCCUAUUGUUUUAA